This is a messenger RNA of Pocillopora meandrina, 2599 nucleotides long. The record is from the annotation of a GenBank genome assembly. Lineage: Eukaryota; Metazoa; Cnidaria; Anthozoa; Scleractinia; Pocilloporidae.
AUGUUAUACAUUCUUUUUUCGACAGUUGGAUCCGAUAACGUAAAAAUGUCUAAAGCGAAGAGUGUCUGUGUGAUCGGUGCAGGUCCCAGUGGUAUGUCAGUAUUGUUUCACUUUAAUAAACUGAAAGAACAAGGCAAAGAGAUUCCUGAAAUUGUGUGCUUCGACAAGCAGUCGGACUGGGGAGGGCUCUGGAAAUACUCCUGGGAAACUGGUAAGUACAUAGUUUUUAGUGGCGCGUUGACACACUCUUUUGCAGAGCCUUUGUUUCUCUUCAUUUGAUCUUACUACUUCUUUCUGGUUAAAAGUUGCAUUUUCUUGGUGUAGAUGAGGUUUAGCCGCUUGGAGGAGGAACCAACAGUACAAUAAGUUCUUUUUGUUUUCUUCUUUAACAUGCAGCGUCAACAUUGCACCCAAGAUAGCGCCACUAGGAAUGUGGAAAAUAAACGUUGGACAAAAUGAGCGGAUCAGUGCUUCUAAAUUAAGGGAAGGCAGAGUACAAAACAUUUUUUUUUUUGCGAAAUCGAUUUGAAACUUUGGCUUGAUAGACCAUUUGGUUUGUAUGCAUACUAAGAACAAACGGUUAAGGCAAACAAUGAUUUGAGUUCAAGAAAAAAUGAAGACAAUUUAAUGAUUAAAUUCUUUUAAUUCUUUUCUUUAUUCAGGUAUCGAUCAGUUUGGUGAACCCGUCCAUGGAAGUAUGUACCGAGGCCUCUGGUCGAAUGGUCCGAAGGAAGCUUUAGAGUUUCCGGACUACACGUUCGAAGAUCAUUUCAAAAAGGCAAUUCCAUCCUUCCCACCCAGAGAGGUUCUCUUUGAUUACUUGAAAGGUAUGUAAUCUUUCCAUCUCAACAACUUACCCGCUGGUUAGCUCUGUUCCUGAUUACGAUCACUGUUUUUUUGGUUUUUCCUAAUUCCGGGACGAAAAGAAAAAUAACACAGGUCUACCUCUUAAGGGCAAAAUUAGCUGUGGACGAGCGAUGUAGAGGUUAUAAAAUAAACACACAACUAUUAGCACGUAACGUAACAUAUUUUCUCUUACUGAAUCUUCUAUCAGGUCGCUGGACUACAGCCGAUCUUCGACACUGGAUUCGUUUCAAUCAUGCCGUCCGCCAGGUGACCUACAAUAAUGACACUGACGACUUUUCAGUAGUUGUCAAAAGCCUUGUCGAGGACAAAGACCUUCCUGUUCAGAAGUUUGACUACCUUAUUGUGGCGACUGGUCACUUUUCUGUACCGAACGUUCCCUUUUUUCCAGGAAUAGAGGAGUUUCCUGGCCGCGUAAUGCACUCACACGACUUCCGAAAUGCCUAUCAGUUCCAAGGACAGACGCUUCUUGUGGUCGGCUCCAGCUCUUCCGCUGAGGAUUUCGCUUUGCAAAACCUCAAAUAUGGCGCCAAGAGGAUCAUUUGCUCCUACAAGACCAGGCCGAUGGGCUUCAAGUGGCCUACUGAGAUCACUGAGAGACCACUGCUAACAAAGAUCGACGGCAAAACUGUCCACUUCAAGGAUGGUAGCACUGCCGAUGUGGACGCCAUCAUUUUGUGCACCGGCUACUACUUCCACUUUCCGUUCCUUGAAGAGCGCCUUCGGCUGAAGGCCAGGAAUAUCUUGUACCCUACCGGGAUGUACAAGAAUGUGCUGUGGACCGAGGCUGGCAACAACAAGGUUUUCUACAUUGGAAUGCAGAACCAGUACUACAGUUACACCAUGUUCGACGCGCAAGCCAAGUGGACCGUGAAUUGCAUCAUGGGGGAGCUCAAACUCCCCGACAAGGAAGCUAUGAAGAGGGACAUUGAGAAAUGGAUCGCAAAGUAAUAAAUUAUAUAGCCAUUUGUAGUGGAAUAUUGAAUGAAUUAUCACGAAUUCCUGCGCGGGUCUCGCCCCUUCAGUCUACUUGACUGCUCUAGAAAAUUUGGCGUCGCCCUCAAAACUAAUCAGAUGGAAACUAAAACCAACCACUACUCGACCAAUUGGAAUCAAAGCUUAACCCAAAAUCAUUCAUUGGACACUUGCGUUUUCCCGCCAUUAUGCCGGAUUGCUUAUAUUCACUCUUAACUUUCAUUGGCUACUUGUUCCUUUGAUGUUACGACAUACACACUCAAUCGAAAUGCGCUAAAUGCGCUUUGCUGUCGAAAGGGAGAUCCGAACUUGUAGAUAUUAAGCAAUCCUAGCUUACGGUAUUAAAGUACUCCUCUCCUUUAGAUGGGAACUGUAAAUUUCAAAUUUCGGCAUUUCAUCAGAAGAAAAGUGACUACUGAACGGAUCAGUUACUGAACAUGUCACGACAUAUACUAAAAUAGAAGUUUUUUAUUUUUUCCUCUAUAAUUGCAGGAUGAACCAACUGAAGGACGGUCACGAUAAGAUAGAUUUCCAGACUGAAUACUUGGUCGACAUCGCCAAGGAUGCAAACUACGGAUAUGACUUGGACACCGCCCAACAGUUCCAUGACUGGGAACAUCACAAACAUGAGGACAUCCUCACUUACAGGGAUCGAAGCCACACCAGCAAGUUUACUGGAACCCAGUCCCCAAUUCACCACUCUACAUUCAUGAAAGCCCUUGAUGACUCGAUGGCGACUUUUCUGAACACCAAACCCUGA